UCAUCUUGACGCUACUUUCCCCUCUUUUUCAAAAUCACACUAAUAUCCAGGAAAAAAAAAUCUCCAAACAUCGAGCGAAAUUUCAAGUGACGAAUCUUCACGAACUUCGAAGCUUGCGGAGAUGAGGAGCUUUUUCAGUCGAGGAGCCAAAGAUUCGCCGUCUAGUUCCGCUUCCCCGUCGCCGAGAUCAUACCCUUCGUCGUCUGCUGCGACGGGACCACCGAGACCGAUUCGGCUAGUGUACUGCGAUGAGAAAGGAAAGUUCCGGAUGGACCCUGAAGCAGUUGCGACUCUGCUACUCGUCAAGGAGCCCAUCGGCGUUGUCUCGGUUUGUGGUAGGGCUCGUCAAGGCAAGAGCUUUAUUCUCAAUCAGCUUCUUGGGCGAAGUAACGGAUUUCAAGUAGCGUCAACGCACAAGCCUUGUACAAAGGGGCUUUGGUUGUGGAGUUCUCCUAUCAAACGAACUGCUCUUGAUGGAUCUGAGUAUAAUCUUUUGCUCUUAGAUAGUGAAGGCAUUGAUGCUUAUGACCAAACGGGUACCUACAGCACUCAGAUAUUCUCAUUAGCUGUGCUUUUGUCAAGCAUGUUCGUAUACAAUCAGAUGGGUGGUAUUGACGAAGCUUCACUCGAUCGCCUUUCUCUUGUCACUCAAAUGACAAAGCAUAUCCGUGUGAAAGCGUCUGAAGGAACGAGCUCACGUUCUGAACUUGGACAGUUUUCUCCCAUCUUUGUCUGGCUCCUUAGGGACUUUUAUUUGGACCUAGAAGAAGAUAACCGCAAGAUUACUCCGCGUGACUAUUUAGAAAUUGCGUUAAGGCCGGUUCAAGGUGGUGGAGGAGAUAUUGCUGCUAAAAAUGAGAUCCGAGAUUCCAUCCGUGCACUUUUUCCGGACAGAGAAUGUUUCACCCUUGUAAGGCCUUUGACCAAUGAAAAGGACCUCCAGAGACUUGACCAAAUUCCGUUGAAAGAUUUGAGAGGUGAGUUUGCCGCUGGCCUGGAUGCAUUUACCAAGUUUGUUUUUGAGAAGACGAGGCCCAAGCAGUUAGGGGGUACUGUGAUGACGGGUCCUGUACUUGCUGCUAUUACACAGUCUUAUCUGGAUGCGUUGAACAAUGGUGCUGUGCCAACGAUAACCUCAGCUUGGCAGAAUGUCGAAGAAACUGAGUGUCGAAGAGCAUAUGAUUCUGGUAUAGAAGCUUAUUUGGCUGCCUUUGACCAAUCAAAAGCUCCUGAAGAAGGUGCACUGAGGGAAGAACAUGAAGAAGCAGUUCGAAAAGCCUUGGCUAUGUUUAACGCCAAUGCUGUAGGGGCUGGUAUAGCAAGAAAAAGAUACGAGGAUCUUCUUCACAAGGACUUGAAGAAAAAAUUUGCGGAUUACAAAAGAAAUGCAUUCAUGGAGGCAGAUUUGCGAUGCACGAGUGCUAUCCAAAGUAUGGAGAAGCAGCUGAGAGCAGCUUGCCAUGCCUCUAAUGCGAAUAUGGAUAAUGUUGUCAAGGUUCUAGAAGCUCGUUUGUCAGACUACGAAGCAUCAUGUCAUGGCCCAGGGAAAUGGCAGAAACUUUCUGUUUUCUUGCAACAAAGCUUGGAGGGACCGAUAUAUGAUCUCACCAAAAGGCUUAUAGAUAACAUCGCUAUAGAGAAGAACUCACUGGCAGUGAAAUUCCGUUCUGUUGAAGAUGCGAUGAAGCAUCUGAAGCAGCAGUUGGAUGAUAGCGAGAGAUACAAGCUGGAAUACCAGAAACGUUAUGAUGAAUCCAACAUCGACAAGAAGAAGCUGGAAGAUAUAUACAGAGAACGCAUAACUAAACUACAGGGGGAGAACAGUUCGCUGAAUGAGCGAUGCUCCACUUUGGUCAAAACAUUGGAAUCUAAACAAGAAGAAAUCAAGGAAUGGAAAAGAAAGUACGACCAGUUUGUUUUGAAACAGAAAGCUGUUGAAGAUCAGCUUAAAUCUGAUAUGGAAGUUCUUAGGACACGAAGUACUACUUCUGAAGCUAGGCUCUCUGCAGCUAGAGAACAAGCCAAAUCCGCUCAGGAAGAGACCGAGGAAUGGAAAAGAAAGUAUGAUUAUGCUGUGGGAGAGGCAAGAUCGGCUCUUCAAAAGGCUGCUUCGGUGCAAGAACGUUCAGGCAAGGAAACGCAAUUGAGAGAAGAUGCUCUUAGGGAGGAAUUUACAUUGACUUUAACUGAAAAGGAUGAAGAAAUUAAGGAGAAGACUACAAAAAUUGAGAAGGCAGAGCAGUCUCUAACGGUUCUAAGAUCAGAGUUAAAGGCAGCAGAGUCUAAAAUCAGAAGCUUUGACGUGGAAACAGCAUCACUGAAAUUGGAGUUAAGGGAAAUGAUUGAUAGGUUAGACAGUGCCAACACGAAGGCUUUGACAUAUGAAAAAGAGGCAAACAAGUUGGAACAGGAGAAAAUCCGUCUAGAGCAAAAGUACCGAUCUGACUUUGAGAGAUUCGAUGAAGUACAAGAGAGAUGCAAAACAGCUGAAAUAGAAGCUAAACGUGCUACUGAACUGGCGGACAAAGCUCGAGCUGAUGCCGUCACUUCCCAAAAGGAGAAAAGUGAGAGUCAGAGCUUGGCAAUGGAAAGACUUGCUCAGAUCGAGCGCGCUCAGAGACAAAUCGAGAACUUGGAGAGGCAGAAGACUGACUUGGAAGAUGAAUUGCACAGACUUCGUGUGUCUGAGAUGGAGGCUGUGUCCAAGGUUACAGUCUUAGAAGCAAGAGUCGGAGAAAGAGAGAAAGAGAUCGAGUCAUUGUUAAAACUAACCAACGAACAGAGGGCGCAUAACGUGAAGUCGUUGGAGAAGCUGUUGGAUGAAGAGCGUACGGCUCAUAUAGCCGCCAACAGAAGAGCUGAAGCUCUUUCUCUUGAGCUGCAAGCUGCACAGGCAACUGUUGAUAAUCUUCAGCAAGAACUAGCUCAAGCUAGGUUGAAAGAAACUGCAUUGGACAACAAGAUCAGAGCUGCGAGUUCAUCUCGUGGGAAACGGUCCAGAAUGGAAGAUGAUGUUGAUAUGGACAUUGGAGAAACAAGUGAUAGAAUCUUGAGGACUAACAAACGAUCUCGAAGCACCAGAGGAGAUGAUAAUGGUGGUUAUGAGGAUGGUGUUUCAGUUUCUAGAGGCGAUCAGGACACUCAAAACCAGCAAGACGAAGAAGAGGAGGAAGCAGAAGAUUACAGGAAGCUAACAGUGCAGAAUCUUAAGCAUGAACUGACGAAGUAUGAUUGCGGACAUUUGAUACUGAACAAAGGCCAUCAGAGCAAGAAAGAGAUUCUCGCUUUGUAUGAAGCUCAUGUUCUUCCCAAGAAAGCGUUAGAGAAAGAAGAGAGAAAGAGACAGUGACAAGCUACUUCGUGGGACGAACUCUGUACAGAGUGAGGGGAGAAACAUGUUUUAGUCUCGAAGUUUCUAUCUUUAGAGAUUAGUAUAGAGUUUGCUUUAGCAAGGCUCUGAGUUAAGCAUUGUUGUAUUAAAACUGAGGUGUAGGGUUUGUGAGUGUUUUUGUGGUAUUUAAUGUUGUGGGAGCUUGAGUCGGUUUGGUGUUGGACUUUGAAAUUUGUAGACUUUAUGUUCUCAGAGUUCUGUUGAGCUUGAGUUUGACCGUUUU
Molecule: messenger RNA, 3614 nt
Organism: Brassica rapa (field mustard)
Lineage: Eukaryota; Viridiplantae; Streptophyta; Magnoliopsida; Brassicales; Brassicaceae
Product: guanylate-binding protein 2
Molecular function (GO): GTP binding; GTPase activity
Source: RefSeq, a predicted model, not a curated record